Hirundo rustica (Barn swallow) is the source of this 2521-nucleotide messenger RNA. It is a transcript of the gene NME3, whose product is annotated as NME/NM23 nucleoside diphosphate kinase 3. Gene Ontology annotation, biological process: GTP biosynthetic process; UTP biosynthetic process; CTP biosynthetic process. Gene Ontology annotation, molecular function: nucleoside diphosphate kinase activity. The record is from RefSeq and is a predicted model, not a curated record. Bases 43 to 552 code for a protein of 169 amino acids. NCBI's taxonomy places the organism in Eukaryota, Metazoa, Chordata, Aves, Passeriformes, Hirundinidae. The transcript is spliced from 5 exons.
CAGCGCGGGGGGGAGCACGGCCCCUUUAAGAGCGGCGCCGCCAUGAUCUGCCUGGUGCUGGGGCUCUUCGCCGGCCUCUUCCACAGUGCCUUCGGCGGGGUCAAUGAACGAACCUUCGUGGCCAUCAAACCGGACGGGGUCCAGCGGCACCUGGUCGGGGAGAUCAUCCGGCGCUUCGAGAGGAAGGGGCUGCAGCUGGUGGGGAUGAAGCUGCUGCAGGCCUCGGAGGAGCUGCUGAAGGAACACUACCUCGCCCUCCGGGACCGUCCCUUCUACGGCCGCCUGGUGAAGUACAUGAGCUCCGGGCCCAUCGUGGCCAUGGUCUGGCAGGGCCUGGAUGUGGUGAAGACAGUUCGCGCUAUGAUCGGGGAGACCAAUCCAGCUGAAUCCAGGCCUGGCACCAUCCGAGGAGACUUCUGUGUUGAAGUCAGCAAGAACGUGAUCCACGGCAGUGACUCGGUGGAGAGUGCCCAGCAGGAGAUCUCGCUCUGGUUCCGCCCGGAGGAGCUGCCGUGCUGGGAGGACACAGCUGCGCACUGGAUCUACGAGUGAGGAGCAAUCCCAAGGGAAGUUCAGCUUCCUGCUGGCACACGGGACAUUUCCAUCCAUUUCAUGGCAGCUGCUGGGGCUGGCUGCAGAGCCUCUGUGGGAUUUCUCUUCUGCCUGUGGGAGCUGAGCUGUGUGUGGAACUCUGUGGUCCAGCUCCUGCCAAGGGGAGCUGCUUCUUUAUUUCUCUCUCUGCUCUAGUUAGUUGGUAUAGUUGCUCUGUUUGCUGCAGCAUCUUAAAUCCCAAGUGGCUCAAGCUGAUGAAUUGAAGUAAAACUUGGGCUCUUGGCCCAUUCUCUGGUGUUCUCAUCCCUGCCUGGAGCAGGAGAAUGCAUUUUCCUUGCUGCUGGGAGAGGUGCUGGUCACUAGGGUGAUGGCGCUUGACAAUUUACCUGCAUUUCUAGAAGGCUUUGCACCAAAGGGUUUUAAAGAAUUGGGCUGCUGUAGGAUAAAGGAGCAAAUUCUCAUUUUGGAGUUCAUUCCAAGACAAGGAAUGAAGGAUGGGACAAUUCUCUCUCCCUUGGUGGGAGCCCUGUGUGCUGGGGCCUGGCACGAGCUCCCCCAGUUUCAGAUGUGAUGAGCGAGUCCGUGGAAGGAAGGUUUUCCAAAUGCUGUUAAACGCACAAUUCCUCAGGCUCUGUUUCCUGGGCUGUGGCUGCUCCUCCAGGUCUGCUCUGGUUCUCUAGGGCUGCAUGGCCCUGACCCAACCUGACACCAGACUGUCCCUCUCUGGUCACUGAAGCAGCAGCACUGGGGCAGCCACAGGAAUAGAAGGGGGAGAGGGAGGCAGGGAUGGGUUUGUGGAUCUGGAGCUCAGGAAGGACUAUUUAGGGGAGUAUUUAGUUCUCUCUUGUGCACAGCACAGGCUGUGGAGUCCUGGCGCUGAGCUCUGGCAGAUCCCGACCUCUUCCUUGUCCCCCUGAGAGCUUGCAGUGGAGCUUUCCUGCUGGGAGGGUAUCUGGAAACCAGUUUGUACUGGGCUGGACACCAGCUGUGAGGUGUCCCUGGGCCACCCAGCUCCUCAGAGCUGUGCUGUGUCUGAGCUCCCUGUGCAGCCUCACCAGAGCAUAAGGACAGGGGCAGUGACAUGGAAUCCUGCCAUGGAACAGGGACAGAGUUAAACCAAGGGAACAAGAUCCCCAGGGCUUUCCUGUGUGCAGGAUGUUUGACCUGUGCCCUAAAAGCCUGUCCCUCUGGGUCCUCAGCUUUGUAGGUGCUGGGGAACGAGGGCAGCUCUUGGGGAGCAAAGUCACCCCCUUCCCGCAGGGUGGUGGGGCUCAGCAGGAGUGGGAGGUCUCCCUCCAGGGAGUGGGGCUGCCCAGCUGCCUCAGCCAAGCCUCCUCCUGCCUUGGGGCCUUCUCCGGGCACCUGUGUCUAGCUCUAAAUACCUGACUGAUCCCCUUUGUUCCUGGAAUUUGUCCACUUGGCUGCAUUUGGAGCCUGGCUGCAGAAGACGCUGGUGAAGACUGAGGUGUGAAGCGAGUGGGAGGAAGGCCACAUUUGUUGUUUAACAGAUGCAUUGAGAAGAGCUGUUGGCACCAAGAGCUGCCAGCUCUAAUACAGGAAAACGCUGCCCAAAUAUCUGAGCUUUAUCUCCUGUUGUUGCCUCUUCCUGAAGAAUCCCUCUCCUCCCUGUUUACACGGAUGAGAUUUAAGAUGCUCUCCUGGUUCCAAAGCCCACUGAACUCCAGUCAAAUAACAGACCUGGCUCAUGGAGACACAGUCCCAGGCCAGUCCUCUCCUCUCUGUGUGUAGGUUUGGUGUCUGCCAUGACCUCGUCCCACUCCGGGGCACGACGGAGCAGCAGCUGGAGGGAAAGGGCCCCCAGAGACUCUGCUGGGAGCAGGCACAGGAGCUGAGCUGGGGGUGGUCUUCCUCCAGCCCCUGGGGACUUUUAAUUGCUUUGCAUGUUGGUUCCUGCUGCUUCUCCUCUCUCCAAGACUGUUAAGCUGUAAUAAUAAAAGUAGAAGCUGUC